AUGGAGCCGUAUCCCGAUGGAGGCUUGUUCUCCGAGUUAUAUUUUGUGGAGGAACCAAGUGAUGUGAUUGCAGUGAGGGACCGAGCGCUGAUGUUAAACUGUCAAGUGGAAGGGGUGGAGCCCAUCACCAUCACUUGGAGGAAGGAUGGUUUACCGCUGCAGGGCAGAGGCCGUAUCUCAGUGCUCCAUAAUGGUUCGCUCUGUAUCUGCAACUUUCUGAAGAAAAAGGAGAACAACGAAUCGGAUGUCGGGGAAUACGAUUGUACGGCGCGAAAUCGAUUUGGCAUUCUGCUCAGUCGCAAGGCCCGUGUGCAGGUGGCAACUUUGCCUCGGUUUCAAACCCACCCUCAGUCCAUGAAGGUGCAGCUGGGAGGAGUGGCCCGGUUCGAGUGCCAUAUCUUCGGGAUUCCUGAAGCCAAGAUAACCUGGGAACUCAACCGUGUUCCUUUGAACAUGGAAGACGCCAGGUAUACCCUGCUACCAACUGGAGUUCUUCAGAUCACCCGGGUACAGCAGCAGGACCUGGGCUCCUACCGCUGCGUGGCAGUCAACAUUGCAAACACCCGGGCCAGCCACGAGGCUACACUCAGCCUGUCAGUUUCAUCUCCCCAGGCAGACCAGGAACCUGUAAUCCUCUCAGGCCCACAGAACCUCACCCUAACCAUCCACCAAACGGCCAUAUUGGAGUGCAUCGCCACAGGAAAUCCUAAACCCAUUGUGUCCUGGAGCCGCCUCGAUGGACGUUCGAUUGGAGUGGAUGGAAUCGAGGUGCUUGGGACGGGGAAUCUGAUGAUCUCUGAUGUGACUGUACAUCAUUCUGGGAUUUAUGUCUGUGCAGCCAACAAACCAGGAACCAGGGUUCGACGUACAGCCCAAGGCAGGCUGGUGGUGCAAGCUCCUCCUGAGUUUGUCCAGUGGCCACAGUCAGUCAGUAAACCAGCAGGAAGUACAGCUGUCUUCACCUGUGUGGCCCAGGGAGUCCCAGAGCCACAUGUAAUCUGGCUUAAAAACGGCAAUGAGCUGACCUCUCCCAGUGAAAACAUCAAACUGACUCACAGCAACAGCACCUUGAUUAUAAACCACAUCACCCCAUCCGAUGAAGCCAUAUACCAAUGUAUCGCCAAGAACAGUGCAGGUACUAACCAGGCAAGUGCACGCCUUGCUGUCGCUCUCUCCCAGGAGCUUCCCGAACCCCCAGAUGAUGUACGGGCAGAAGCUGUGUCUCGCAACACGAUCCGUUUAUCCUGGAAAGAGCCGGCACACAGUGUCACUGAGGAGAUCAUCGGCUACGUGUUGCAUAUCCGACAGGCUGCAGAUGCGGAAGGCAAGGAGCUUCAAGAGGCUGUCAGUAAGACUGCAUUCCAGCACGUUUUCACCAACCUGGAACCUGCCACAACCUACUCUAUGUACAUCAAAUCCUACUCUCCAGUCGGAGCCAGCAGUCCCUCUCAUCUGGUCACUGCCACAACAGCAGGGCAAGUUCCAGAUGCUCUGAUAUUCUUCACCCAGGUGCUGAACUCCUCCGCAGUGCAGUUAUUUUGGCAGCUGUCUCACAGUCAGGACCUGAUUGAUGGAUACAAGGUGUAUUAUAGAAACGUGCAGAGCUCCCAGGUCCUGGGGCCCACGCUGCUGUCCAGCAGUGCUACCAGUUUCACCAUCACACACCUGGAACCUUCGGCACUCUACGAGAUUAAGAUGUCAGCCUUCAACCAGCAUGGAGAUGGAAACAGCACGGAGCGAUACGUGUCUCUGAGGGAGAAUACUGAGUUGCCAGCCCCACAGACUCCCCCCUGUGACUGUAAGUCAUCAACAGAGAGCCCACUGACCGGCAUAGUGGUCGGGAUCCACAUUGGAAUGGCCUGCAUCAUCUUCUGUGUUCUCAUCCUCAUGCUGGGGUACCAGAGAAGUCUGUUUGGGUGUAAGGGUAUCAAGGAGAGUUGGACAGUCCCACAGGCUGGACAUAGCCUGAGCCAAGAGGGACAGAAUGGCCACGUGGAGCUGGAUAAAAAGGAUGAAGCUGGGAGAGUGAUGGAGAUGACGGAGUUUGUCAGUGGGAAGUUUCAGAACGGAGAUGCAGUUUCAGAGAAUGGUCAUGAUCGAGAAUGUUCCUCCAGUCAGCUUCAGGUCGUGAUUGAGCAACAUCCAACAGGACCCAAACCCUGAGAACCUCCAGCAGAGACACAGCUCCACCAUUUCAAUUUCCUCUUUGUAUUUUCCUCUGAACCAAAGAUCUGAUGUGGGUUUGAGACCGGAUUUUUAAAAAUCGGGUUUACCUGGAAUUUUAGCAAGUCUAGAACCAGCUUUAACUGAAUUUGUUCGUACUAACCCAAUGCAGUCGGACACUCCAAAGAUUCCUACCUCAACUGACAUGAAUGUUUUAAAUGUGAGCCAUUUUUAGUAAGUUCUCCACAUCCAGUGACUGACACAACUACCUCAAGAGUCAUUGGUUCGAACCGCAGUGAGAGAAACCCUCUCAAACUGUCUCACUGCAGACUGAGUUAAACAGCUCCUAGUUUAGAACUAAAUAUUCUAUACAUCCAAAUAUUUUAAGCUGGCUGAAAAGCAUCCAAAGAUUUUAGAGAUUUAGGAGAAACUGAAUUUAUCAUAUUUUGUAUCCAGUAAUUCUGUAUUUCAGCUUCCAAGUCCUUCAGUGAAUAUUCAUUGUGUCCUCCAAAGCUCUUUGGAGUUCUGACUCCUGAGGUUUCAUAAUCACUUCUGCACCCCCCCCAGAGCUCUUAUUGAUCCAUUGGCCUGAAAACUCAGCGUCUGAUGUGAGAGAGAGAGAGAGAGAGAGAGAAAGGUGUUCCUUACACCCCUCAGACCAAAGAUGCAGACCAGCCACCUAACCUGGGCAUCUCUGCUAAUUUCACUGUACUCAAUUAUGGCCCACAAUCUCCCCUCUCUCUCUUUGUCCUUCCUCAUCUUUCUCAGUAAUCUCUUUCAACAGAGGAAGGCAAGCUUGCACAUUAGAAUUUCAAAGCAGGAGUGUGCCAUUUCAUUUCUUGGACCUAUUAUGCUGUUUGAUGAGGUAGCUUGACGGUGAUCUGAUUGUGGCCUCAACUCCUCUCUCCUGUCCACUUUUUGAUUCCCUUUGUCAUUCAACAAUACAUUGGCAACCUGACUUUAAAAAUGUUCAAUGAUCCAGACUCCCCUACCCCCUGGGAAGAGACUUCUACUAUAAGCAAUCCUCAGAAAAGAUUUCUCCUGUCUCAACUAUCCAAGACAAAACAUUCUUUUCAGUGUGCUUCCUGUCAAAUACACUCCGGCUUGUAUAUGUUUCAAUAAGAUCACCUCUGUAACUUGUAAAAUGCCACCUUCCCUCAGAGGAACCAGUCAAGUGAGCCUUGUCUAAACUGCUAAUACAAUUAAUCAUUUUUAUUAAGUAAGGAGACCAAAUAUGUGCAUAGUAGUUAAGAUGUGGUGUCACCAAGUGCAAUAAAACAUAAGUCAUAGGGAUGUACAGCACAGAAUCGCACCCUUCAGUCCAACUCGUCCAUGCCAACCAGAUAUCCUCAA
This is a messenger RNA of Chiloscyllium plagiosum (whitespotted bambooshark), 3516 nucleotides long. Lineage: Eukaryota; Metazoa; Chordata; Chondrichthyes; Orectolobiformes; Hemiscylliidae. The record is from RefSeq and is a predicted model, not a curated record.